Messenger RNA from Coccinella septempunctata (seven-spotted ladybird), 5333 nucleotides. Its product is annotated as adhesive plaque matrix protein-like. Lineage: Eukaryota; Metazoa; Arthropoda; Insecta; Coleoptera; Coccinellidae. Bases 132 to 4958 code for a protein of 1608 amino acids. The record is from RefSeq and is a predicted model, not a curated record. The transcript is spliced from 2 exons.
AAGUUGAUUACCUUCGUAUCGUUAAGAUAACAUAUAAAAGACAAUCUUGUGGGAAUUUGAAAUUAGUCAAAUCUCUAUAUAGUGCCCGUGCUGUUUGUUCAGUUUAUGAGAGGAUACAUUUGGCAUGAAACAUGAAAUACGCAAUUUACAUAUUAUUGGUGACUACGCUCUUUUUGGCAGAGUCAGAAACUGCCAGAAAAAAGAGACAGAAUGACUUAUUUUCCGAAGAGGAAAAUAAUAGCAUUUUUGAAAGUCAAAAGUUGGAUGCUAAACUUCGAAAUGAACCUGAUUAUCAAAAAGAAUUAAAUGGUUACAGAAUACCUGUUAUUACCUUAGAUUCCAGUGUCUUGAAUGAUGCUGAUAUUGAUUCUAAGAAUCAAUUCAGAACAAAUUCGAGAAAAAUUGAAUCAAGAAAUCGGCCGACUUACGAGUUUGGACAAAAGAUACUCAAUGGAGAAGAAAAAACCAUAAGGGAGAAUGAGAUUUUGCAAGGGGGAUAUGCAUCAUCAGUUAACUCCUUUCAAGUCAACAGUCAGGAUGGAUAUAUUUAUGAAAAGCCAAAGGUACCAUUUGAAGAGGGUCCUAUUCCAACACAACGCCCCAAAGCUCCAUCGACAACAUUUCAGCCACAAAAAAUACCGAGCUAUCAGCCGUCUAAAACUCCAGCGAGGCCAACAGAAAGACCUGCAUAUCAAUUUCCAUCAUUUAAGCCGUCGCAGCAGACAACCCCAAGGCCAAGUUUUCCAACUUAUCAACAACCAAAACAAACACCCGCCCCGCAGCUGCCGAGUUAUCGUCCGUCGCCAACAGUAACAAGUUCGGUACCUUCCAGGGAGCCAGUGACCCAAACUCCGUUCAGACCUAGUUCGACUAAACCAAGUUUUUCAUUCCCGCAACAGCCACAACAGAAACCACAGCCACAACCAACGAACGGAUACAACUAUCCCACGCCGGCGAAACCAUUUCCACAAACUGUUCCAUCAAAACCAAGCUUCAAACCGGUGGAAACUUCAACGCCACAAUCGCCAUUUGGGCGACCAAUCUCGUCAGCACGACCUGCGCCUCAAGGACCACCGAAACUUCCUUCAACACCAUCAAUAGGAUUCACCGAAAAGCCUAUAUAUCGCCCAUCACAAACAUUUCCUCCACAAGUUCCUAGUUUCCAAUUGCCUUCCACAAAGAAACCACCAAUCCAAAAUGCACCAACACCAUCCUUCAAACCUCAACCUCCUGCAGUGCAAACACUUCAGCCAGCCUACAGACCUCCACAAACCACGCCACAGAGGCCUAGUACUCAAAUUCCAAACAUACCCUAUAAACCACUUCCUCAAAAACCAUCAUAUCAGCCUUCCCCUAAGCCUGGUACAAUUCCAAACUAUAGACCUGCCCCUAGCUCCUCCUCGUCAACAGGUUAUAUUUAUGACAAACCCAAGGUCCCUUUCGUAGAAGCACCAACACCCCAACGACCGAACUAUCGCCCAACCCAAACUCCUUCACCUCAGUCGCCAAUCUAUCGUCCAACACCAUCACCUCAAUUUCCUAAUAUUACUCCAGUAAAAUCAACAGAAAAGCCAGCAACACAGAGGCCAUUUUCAGUCCCUUCAUUUCCAAAUUAUCAACCUUCCCCGAAACCUCCUCAAUAUAAACCACCACAAUUACCUUCUUAUCAAAUUCCCGAUUUUCCUAAACCACAGAAACCUGCAUAUAAGCCUUCAACUGAGCCCUCCCGUGUUCCCCAGUUUGAAAAACCCUCUUUAGUUCCUUCAAAACCUUCUUUUCCUCAGUUACCUGCGUAUAAACCUACACCAUCUCCAGUAGAAAAACCUUUCACAGGUUAUAAUUACGAGAAACCUAAAAAUCCAACUAUUCAACCAAUUUUAAAACCAAUAGAAUAUCCGUCAACUCCUCAACCUCCUAUUAUUCGUCCGAUACCACAAUCUCCGUUCCCCAAACCUCAAGCUACACCAACCAGAGUACCUGCAAUUUCAAGACCAACUCCUUCCAGGCCGAGCUAUCAACCAUCAUAUCAACCCCAGUAUAAACCUUCCCCAGUUCCUUCAACACAAAAACCCUUAGAACGCCCAUCGCCGACUCCAGGUUUCCCAACUCCUGGUAUAUCAUUCAAACCUUCAUCUCAGAAGCCUGCUUUCGUUCCUUCGAUACCAAGCAAUCAGUAUCCAACAUACAAGCCUCAACAGCCGUCCUAUCCAGCAUAUACGCCUCAAAAACCUUCGUAUCCGUCAAUUCAAACACCCCAACGUCCUAUUUAUACACCAAGUAUCAGACCUCAGUUUCCUUCAUCCCAAGUUACAAUCAGUACUCCAGUUCCUAAAGAACCAAGUGGAUAUGUUUACGAAAAACCGAAAAAACCUUUCAUUGAGGCACCAUCACAAACAUACAAACCCUCUGAGUCACCUCAACGGCCUAGCUAUCAACCUCAGAGACCUGUUUCUCGGCCAACUUAUCAGCCAUCACCAACGCCUGCUCAAAAAUUGCCCACGUAUCGUCCAACCUCGGAACCCCCAACUUACAGCCCUCAACAGCCUGCCUAUAAAACUUCAUUGCCAUCAACAACUAUUCCCCAGAAACCUAGCGCACUUCCCUCUAUACCAAGCUACAAACCUGCGCAAACUCCUGCUCCCCAGCCUCAGCAAUACCGUCCAAUUCCACAAAUACCAAGUUAUCGCCCUCCCCAGGUUUCUCCAUCUCCUCAACCGGCAUACAAGCCGUUUACUCCAGAAACAUCCUUACCUCAAAGGCCAAGCUUCAUUCCUUCUGUCCCAGUGCCUGGAUAUCGUCCGGCUCCACAAACACCAAGCUAUCAGGUUUCUAAAAAACCUGAGCCUCAAAAACCUUCUUAUAAACCCUCCUUGACACCACAGAUUCCGGAAAAACCGAGUUUCAUUCCUUCUUUACCCAGUUAUCAACCUAACCGAACUCCAACACCACAAACACCUUUUAGUCGCCCAACACCUGGUCCACAAAUUCCACAGUACAGGCCUCAACCAGCUCCAUACAGGCCGAGUGGAUUUCCACAGCAACCAACUAAAAGGCCACAGGUUCCCUUCUCUCCAACAGCUGUGGUAACGCCACCUCCUAAUAGAGUUGUACCUGCAGGUACACCUUCACCUGGGUAUAAUUAUGAUAAACCAAAGAAACCAUUUGUUGAAGUACAAACGAAUAAACCUUUCGAUAGUUCUCAACGUCCAUUUAAAACACCUAUUCAAACCCCUUUGCCACAGCAACCUGCUUAUCGCCCAAUACCAUCAACCCAAUUUCCGAGUUACAAACCCAGUUUUACAUUUACAGAAACAUCAAAGACCCCCACAAUUCAGGAGCCCGUUUUUCGCCCAUCAAAACCCAGUUAUCAGCCUCCAUCUAAACAACCAGUUAAAACUCCUUCAAAACCCAGCUAUCAACUACCACAAUUUUCGACACCCCAAACGGUAAUACCACAAAAACCGAUACAGCCAAUUCAAACGAUCCAACCACAACGUCCACCUUCAACUGGCUACGUUUAUGAAAAGCCCAAAAAGCCAGUUAUCCAAGAGAUUUCGUCUUCCACUUAUAAACCACAACCAUCCUCGAGUUCAUCUUAUAGACCAACUCCACAGCCCCAAUUCCCAUCAUAUCAAUUUGCAACAGCUCCACCCACUCAGCCUGUUAAAAAACCAUCUUUACAACCCAUUCCACAAUUUCCUAGUUACCAACCCGCCAAAAAACCUGCACCUUUCCCAAUAUCUUCUCAACCUCCUAUAAAUAUCUAUUCUGAUGCUACUCAAAAACCACCGCAAUUUACUACAAGUAAAAUCCCAAGACCUAGUCCAUCCUUCCCUUCGAGGCCUUCUAGUUCACAACUAUUCACUUCACCUAAACCGAGUCGGAAACCCGUUUAUGAAGGCCCAGGCUACAUUCCCCCUGUUGAUGUUUCCACAAUAAAACCUCAGACUUUUGCUCAGUCUACUUUUAAACCUUACACUUAUACCCCAAAACCUGUUGGCCCAAUUAAAACUUCAAAACCUUUUACUUAUCCAACAUCUACAUACAAACCAGCAAUUUUCAUCAGUCCCUCUACCCUUAAACCUUUUGUACCUUCCUACACAACUCAGAAACCGAUAACUUAUGUUUCAUCAACAUAUAAACCUAUUACUAAUGCACCUUACGUUCCGGUCAGUACUACUGAUAGGUCAGUUCCUUCAACAUAUAAACAGUUCAUUACUUCUUUCACUAGUACAGUUAGACCUUCAACCUUUAAGCCUUCUACACCUCAGAUAACUACACAAAGACCUUAUACCUAUGUAGCGCCCUCAAAAAAACCAUUUACGUAUGGUCCCUCUUUCACCCCUUCCGUUUCAAUUAGUACUUCGAAACCAUUUACUUAUAGUCCAUCAACUUAUAAGCCUUACAUACCUCAAAGCAGUACACAAGGAUCUUAUUCAUAUGUAUCGUCCACACAAAAACCAUCUACAUCCAAGCCAUUCACCUAUGGCCCUUCGUUCGAACCAUCUGUGAGUACCACGUCAAAACCAUUCACUUACGGUCCAUCAUUCCAAACUUCUGCAAGCACCACAUUCAAACCGUUCACUUAUGGUCCUUCGUUUAAACCUUCUGCAAGUACCACAUCCAAACCAUUCACUUAUGGUCCUACGUUCCAACCUUCAGCGAGUACCACAUCCAAACCCUUCACUUAUGGACCUUCCUUCAAACCUUCAGCAAGUACCACACCCAAACCGUUCACUUACGGUCCUUCGUUCAAACCUUCUGCAAGUACCACAUCAAAACCAUUCACUUAUAGCCCUUCUACCUACAAACCAUACCAACCUGUAACAUCAACUCUAAGGCCAUUUGUUACUUCCACUACCCGACCCAGUACAACCCAAGAAGACAGACAUUACUUGCCACCAAAAUCUGAUGGUUACUUAUAUCCUAAACCAGAGAUUGCCUUCGAUUUUAAAUAAAGAAUUCCAUCUAUGAUGCAAAUUUUGAUUUGAUAUGAUUUUUUAUAAUAUAGUGAAAUCAUUUGUAGGAAAUUUUCUGAAUGAAGAAAUCUUAAGAGCACAGUCAACUAGGUAAUAGAAAAUAAGUCUUCUUUCAAUUCCCCUCAAAAAAGGUCAAUUUUGAAAAAAAAAACGAUAUAUUUCUAAAAAGGUGAUUCGUGCUCUCAAGUGCCCAUGAUUGAAAAUUCCAGGAAUGAUUUUUACUGAAAUUCCAUUAGAAAUGAGCUCAUUUCCUAUCAGUAUUGUGAUUUUUAUCUAUUUCAGCAUAUAGGUACUUUGUAAAUACUUAUGUUAUUUUUAGUUCGAGUAAAAAUAUAACGAAAUAAUUUAAUUGUG